CGUACUCCCCCCACUGCACCGUACGGGUCGUCACCCGCGCACCGUAGCAUCUGACGGCCACCGCCGUCGCCGACGACACGACGGAACCAGUACCCAGUACCAGCAGAGGCUGAACGAUCGGGUACCUGUUUCGUUAUUCCCUCGUCAGUUUUUGUCCGUAACGACUAGAAUAAUAACGAUUACGUCUCGCCGUGUAUGCGCCCUGCGCGAGUGCCUCGUUAUACAGUGCGUCCGCGUCCGUCCGUCCGUCCGUUCGUUCGCCCGCCGCAUUCUUCCGGCGCGGAUCGAUGAUUUUUUUUCAUUCGACGUCGCGAGUUUCGAUUUUCAUUAUUAAUUCGUCGUUUCACUCGGUCCUGACGGUAGUCGUCGUUACGACUUGACGUAUGCGUGCGCCAGUAGUGUUCCGUUUUCGUUUCCCCGCCGCCGCGUGUGGACACAUCGGAUUUUCCGACGUCUGUCCUAUCACAGAACAAUGCGACUUACGUGAAGCGUGUGUUUCAGGCGAUUAGCAUAAUGUCGAGCGGAAGCAGUGGCGGAAAGUCGGCUUCUGUCGGCGGCGAGGGCGUAAAGCCGGGCGUGGGAUCGGCGUUCGUGCCGGUCAUGCCGUCCAGCGGAUCGUUCUACGGGCACCCGUCGAUCGCGUCGCUACAACAGCCGUCGCCGUCGUCGGCCGACUUUUUCGCCGCGUCCAUGAUGGUUGACAAGCACAAGGCCCUCCAACAGCACCACCACCUUUCGUCGCUCCAGCAGCAGCAACAGCAACAGCCGACGCCGGGCAUGUACGUACCCAAACACAAAUCGCAGCAACAGCAACAGUCGCCGUCGGCCAACGCCGCGGCAGCUGCGGCCGUUUCGCUGCUCCACCAGCAACAGCAGAACGAACUGAUGGCCAUGGCGCUGGACAAGAACAAGGUAUUGCAGGCCGUCAUGCACCAGCGUGGCUAUGCUCACCCGUUCCUGCUCAACCCUGGCGGCCAGUACGGUAGACAGCCUCAUUCGUCGCUGUUCGGUGGGCCAGCUGCGGGUACCGGCCCUGGCGCGUUCGGCUCAGUGGCCCCGCGACCGCGUGCCUCGGCCGUGGGUGCGGGCGCUGGUGGCAUCGGCCGGGCAUCCCGACCCAAAAAACAGUUCAUAUGCCGGUUCUGCAAUCGGCAGUUCACCAAGAGCUACAACCUGUUGAUACACGAGCGAACGCACACGGACGAGAGGCCUUACUCGUGUGACAUUUGCAAAAAAGCGUUCCGAAGGCAGGACCAUUUGCGCGAUCACAAGUACAUCCAUUCCAAGGAGAAACCGUUCAAGUGCACGGAAUGUGGCAAGGGGUUCUGUCAGUCGCGCACGCUAGCCGUGCACAAGAUACUGCACUUGGAAGAGUCACCGCACAAGUGUCCGGUGUGCAAGCGCAGCUUCAACCAGCGCAGCAAUCUCAAGACGCAUCUACUCACGCACACCGACCACAAACCUUACGAGUGUUACUCGUGCAACAAGGUGUUUCGGCGGAACUGCGACCUGCGCCGGCAUACGCUCACCCACGCGGUCGGCGACGCGCCCACCACCGGUACGUUGGGCAGCGGGGGUGCGGCAUCUUCGUCGUCAGCGUCGCCCGCGGGCGCGGUUGCACCGCGAUUGGCUGCAGACGACGAAGACUUCUGUGACGAUGACGACGACGAGGAUGAGGACGAACUGUGCUCGAUGCUGCAAACGCCGUCCGGGCGGAGCCGCCGCCGUGGUCGCGGUGGCGAGGACGACGAAGACUGCGGCGAGGAUAUGGACGACGACGAGGACGUGGACGUGGACGAAGAGGACGCGGAGGCGGCCGCCACCGGAGCCGCGUCAGAACCGUCGGCGUCAGUCGUUGCUGUCGCCGCCUCCACCUCCACCUGUUCUUCGAGCGUCGCCGAAGCCACCGCCACUGUCGCGAAACAGGAACCGACGUCGUCUUCGUCGUCCGUCGACACGGGUUCUACGACAGCGACUGUGGCCGCCGCCGAUGUCGCCGAAGAAGAGGAGGAAGACGUCGGAAAGAUUUCCCUAUUCCGACGGGUGGCCGUACCCAGAGCCGGUGUGCACGAAACAAAGUGUCACGACGAGUCAUCUGCGUACACUAUGCGUCCAUCGUCAAGCUAUCAUCACCACCACAAUCGUUACCAACAACAACAGCAAUCACACAACCACCACCAACCGCAACCACUCCAUCUAUUCUUACAGCCUCCACUACUCCACCAUCAGCAAGUCCAACAACAGCAACAGCAGCACCACCACCACCACUCUAUGUUGAACGUCAGGAGAGACUUGCACGACCGGUCGACGAGAAUGGUGAUGCCGGUACCGUCGGCACAAGCGUUGCCCUCGCCGCAGCCGGCCGCGUUCCUGUCGCUAUUCCAUCCGUCGUCCGCCGCGCCUGUCGCCGCUGUGCCGCCGCCAACGCCCCAACAGCCGCCUCCUAAUCAGAACAACGGACAGCCUGCUCCGCCUAAGCGCAAAGGGUUCAGCAUCGACGAACUGAUGAGUUAACGCGUUGCGCACGCGAUCUUCGGUCCAACACGCCUGUCGCGGUCGUCGGUGCGACGAAAUUCGAUGUACAUAAUAUUAUAGAUUACGCUGUAGUUGUUAUAGAUGUCGAGUGUGCACAUUGUUUACGUCACGUCAAUCAUUCGCAGUACCAGUGAAAGCAUUUAAAACAAACGUCAGACGCUCGGGACCAGAUCUCGAACAGUGACAGUUUUAUGUAUGAUUUAAUAUUUAAAUCUUUAAACGAUAUUGCCGUCCAGGUUUUAUUUAUUAUUAUUAUUAUUAUUAUUAUUAUAUAUUAGUUAU
Messenger RNA from Myzus persicae (green peach aphid), 2817 nucleotides. Its product is annotated as protein bowel-like. Gene Ontology annotation, cellular component: nucleus. Gene Ontology annotation, molecular function: DNA-binding transcription factor activity, RNA polymerase II-specific; RNA polymerase II transcription regulatory region sequence-specific DNA binding. The transcript has 3 exons. NCBI's taxonomy places the organism in Eukaryota, Metazoa, Arthropoda, Insecta, Hemiptera, Aphididae. Gene Ontology annotation, biological process: embryonic pattern specification; embryo development; embryonic hindgut morphogenesis. Bases 514 to 2514 code for a protein of 666 amino acids. The record is from RefSeq and is a predicted model, not a curated record.